AUGGGGUUGAAAGGAGGCCCAGGGAGAAUACAAUCUGACAGAGAAGUUUUUGAUUUCACAGACUCUAGAUUUGUAGACCCUCUUCCUGAGACAAAGUUUAAUAAACCUCUUGAGGAAUUAGAAUUUGAACGUGCUGUUGAAUCUAAUAGACUCCUUCCAGGAGGAUUUCCAUCUUUUUCAACCCCAAGGCAACCCUUUCAGGUUCAACAAACUGGGUCAGCUUUCAACCAGCCGCUGACUCCUUUUGUUCACACAUCGGCCAUUGCAGAGUCCCCCAGACAAUCCAGCUUUCAAGGAGUCCAGUCAAGAUUACAGGGAGUCCAGUCCAGACAGAACCAGGGAGUCCAGCCCAGUCUUCUUCAACAACAGACUUUUCAAUCUUUUCUACCGGAGGCAAACUUUGCAUCAUUUGCCAAGAUUUCUAGGAGUAUCCCACAGGGCAGCUAUUCCAUCUCCUAUCCUUCAUCUUAAGAAGAUCAUGAAUUUGUAGCUCAAAUAAAAUCUAGUAAUCAAUUUUGUUUUAGUAUUGUAAAAGUGCUAAAAAUGUAAAAAAUUUCAUCAGAACAUUAAAAAUAUUUCUUUUAAAAUUUAUACAUGAUUUAAACUAAGUUUUUCAAUAUAAACAAAGUUAUUGUAAAUAAAUAUAGCAAUGUCAUUCAAAUUUACAUAAAAGGAAAACGUAAAUGUUCAAAAUGCAAUUCUGUGUGAAUGCAACCUAACACAAAACCUUUGAUAAAAAA
Molecule: messenger RNA, 740 nt
Organism: Eurytemora carolleeae
Lineage: Eukaryota; Metazoa; Arthropoda; Copepoda; Calanoida; Temoridae
Exons: 7
Coding region: 1-471 (156 amino acids)
Source: RefSeq, a predicted model, not a curated record